Daphnia carinata is the source of this 2496-nucleotide messenger RNA. RefSeq names its product insulin-like growth factor-binding protein complex acid labile subunit. The record is from RefSeq and is a predicted model, not a curated record. Gene Ontology annotation, molecular function: protein binding. The transcript is spliced from 2 exons. NCBI's taxonomy places the organism in Eukaryota, Metazoa, Arthropoda, Branchiopoda, Diplostraca, Daphniidae. The coding region runs from base 649 to 2484 and encodes 611 amino acids.
AGCGCACCGCACCACCACAAAAACUGUGCCCUCUGCUGAUGCCAGCACUUGCAACGUCUCUGUGUGUACAUUUUUUUUUCCACGAGUGCCUCAUUUGAAAAAAAAAAAAAAAAAAAAAACACAAAACAAAACAACACGCACAUUUUUAUUUCGUGAACAGUGUAGAAAUCGUGAUUUGUGUCUCUUCCACCCACUGUGAUUUUUCUGGCGUGUGUGUGCGUGGAUGGGAUUUGAAGUUAAGACUUUAAUCUUUGAUCCGUCUGGAACGAGUGAUAUUUUCCGAAGCAAAAUCAUUUUGUGAAACGCAAAAAGUGGUCGACGAGAAACAUCCUCCGUCCCUUCCCAUCGACUGAAAUCAAAGAGGUUUGUCUCUUUUCAAAAUCAUUAAAACACAGCGACAGGAGCAACGGCAGCAACAGCAACAAACAAGAAACGAGAUGGACCUGCUGCUGCUGGACUAGUCCACACACACAAACAGACAUCCCUCCCCCCUGAAAUAAAAAACAAGAAAGCCAAUCAAAGCAAAAAAGAAAACAAAAAAAAAAAAAACAAGAACUGGACCGUGAGAAAGUCCAUUGUUUUGUCCUUUAGACGUGAACGGCGGAUGAUGUUAUUGGCCAGUCUGGCGCAGCGCGUCGGCCGACCAACAUGUCCGUCCUGCACCGACAAGGCCGGCAGUCGAUGAUGGCCUUUGUUGUCGUUAGCCUCGUCUGUUGCGGCCUCCUGCUGAUGGGAGCCGAAGCGUUUUGCCCGUCGCAAUGCCAGUGUAACGACCACGCCUUGGAGGCGGAUUGCGCCGGGUCGCGGCUCGACGUCGUGCCCAUCUUGCUCAAUCCGGCUCUACGCUCGCUGCGUCUGGCACACAACCGCAUCGCCACCAUCCGGCAGUCGCUCGACUUUUACGCCGACCUCGAGCUGCUGGACUUGUCGCACAACGCCCUCGUCGGGCUGGGCCAGCGCCAGCUCGGCUCGCAAAAGGUGCUCAGGGCCCUAAACCUCAGCUACAACGCCAUCGGACACCUCGACAGUCACGGGUUCCAGGGGCUCGGCCAGCUACAAAUGCUGGAUUUGCGGCACAACGAGCUGACGGCCAUCGAGGACGGCUCCUUCUCCGAGCUGGAAAUGCUGGUCGAGUUGGAUUUGAGUGAGAAUCGGAUCGAGAGGCUCAGUGAUCAGUGUUUCGCCUCGCUCGGCCGUCUGCGCUCUUUGAACUUGCGCGCCAACCGUUUGCAACAGUUGGCACCGUCGCCCAGCUGGACGCCGCUGGGCGCCGCCUUGCUGACCCUAGACCUGAGCCACAACUUGCUGGCUCAGCUGGACGGCGGCGAAGGCGGCCUUAGUGCCUUGAUCGAGCUGCGCCAGCUCAACUUGAGCAAUAACACGCUCCACCACAUCCACUACGCUGCCUUUGACGGGCUCGGCCGGCUCACCGAGCUCGAUCUCAGCGCCAACCGGCUAGAGUAUGUACCCAACGACGCCCUGUCGCCGCUGGGCGCCAGUCUGCGCUCCCUCGAUCUCAGCGCUAAUUACAUGAGUCAAGUGGGAGCCGGUGCCUUCGCCGAGCUCCUCGAAUUGGAGACGCUCCGCAUGUCCGACGUCUUAACUUUGCAGUCCAUCCAUCCGGAUGCCAUGGCCUUCCUCAAUGCAACGCUGCAGACGCUCGUCUUGUCCAACAAUCGCCAGUGGAAGGCGCUCGAUCCGCAAAUGCUGUCGCAACUCGGCCGGCUGCGCCACGUCGACCUCAGCGGCAGCGGACUGGAAACGGUGGCGAAAAUCGACAACUGGCCGCCGUUUCUGGAGCAUUUCGACCUGAGCGGGAAUCCGCUGCAGUGCAACUGUUCCAUGCACUGGCUGUGGCAGCACCAGCAGCAGGAACAGCAGACGGGAGCGCCGAACCGGACGGCCACCUUUUCGGCGCCGAUGAAAGACAUCAUCUGCCAAGGUCCGGAAUCCCUAGUCGGCCGCCAUUUUUUCCAGCUGGAAGAGUCGCAUCUGUUGUGCUGGAACGCGGCGCAAAUCAUCGUCAUCGCUCUCGUCUCGGCCCUGGUCGUCAUCGUCGUGACGGCCGUGGCGCUGCUGUGCUGCUGGCGACAUCGACGCCUUCACCAGAAGCACGCGCCUUCCUCGUCGUCGUCGACGUCGUCCUCCGGCUCGUCGACGGCCCCCUCCCAUCACCACCAUCACCACCUACCGGCCACGACCGUCUUGCAUCCGCACCACGUCAAGAACAUGACAAACAACAUGCUGCACCAGCCGCAUCUUCAUCACCACCAUCAUCACCACCAUCACGUCGGCCACGCCAAUCACCUCGAUCACCUGGAACAGCAUCUGCAUCACCACAAUCUCUACCAGACGCCGGACAGCCCUCCGCUGAAGAGCAAGACGUUGUCCUUUCCAAAGACGGUCGAUUAUUUCCUCAACGACGACGACUACGUCUACCAUCCGGGUGGGCAUAUUAAACCAAUUCCCGUCACCGCAGUGUAAAUAACAACAAUA